GUCCAUUAGAGCCAGCAGGGGGAGGCGAAGUAGAAAAGAGAACACUUAUUCAGUGGGAACUAAAGAGAGAGGGAGACUCAGCCAGUACGAGAGAAAGAGAGAGGGGGAGUCAGUUAGUGCGAGAGAAAGACUUUGUUAGGAGAGUGAGCUCAUUCGGAAUUGACAAGAAGUAAAAACUCUAGGUUUGUAUCCAAUAUAAUAUACAACCAAACUUCAAUUUCACCAUCAAAAAUCGUGUAUGUGGACUACAUAUCACCCUGGGAUUUAGCUACAAGGAAGUGCAAAGAUGUCUGGGCAAAGCAUUACGGACAGGAUAACCGCAGCUCAACACAGUGUUACCGGAUCUGCGGUGGCAAAAACUGUGUGCAAGGCGACUACGCAUGAAAUUAUGGGGCCGAAAAAGAAACAUUUAGAUUACUUGAUCCACUGCACCAAUGAGAUGAAUGUGAACAUCCCCCAGCUGGCAGACACGUUGUUUGAGAGGACGGCCAGCACCAGCUGGGUGGUGGUCUUCAAGUCUCUCACCGCCACCCACCACACCAUGGUCUACGGCAACGAGAGAUUUAUACAGUACAUGGCUUCAAGGAAUACGCUUUUCAACCUCAGUAACUUUUUGGACAAAAGUGGCCUGCAAGGCUAUGACAUGUCAACGUUCAUAAGGAGAUAUAGUCGCUACCUGAAUGAGAAGGCUGUGUCGUAUCGACAAGUCGCUUUUGACUUUACAAAAGUUAAACGAGGGGCGGAUGGCGUUAUGAGAACCAUGAACACAGAGAAGUUACUAAAGACCAUACCUAUUAUCCAAAACCAGAUGGAUGCGCUACUUGACUUCAACGUCAACGCCAACGAGCUCACCAAUGGAGUGAUCAACGCGUCCUUCAUGCUUCUGUUUAAAGAUUCCAUUCGACUGUUUGCGGCCUACAAUGAAGGCAUUAUCAACCUGCUGGAGAAGUACUUUGACAUGAAGAAAACUCAAUGCAAGGAGGGCCUUGACAUCUACAAGAAAUUCCUCACUCGAAUGACAAGAAUCUCUGAAUUCCUCAAAGUAGCAGAGCAAGUAGGGAUUGAUCGAGGGGACAUCCCAGACCUCUCCCAGGCCCCCAGUAGCCUCUUAGAUGCCUUGGAGCAGCAUUUGGCUUCUUUAGAAGGGAAGAAGGUGAAAGAUUCCACAGCAGCCAGCAGGGCUAGCACACUCUCCAACGCUGUCUCCUCUUUGGCCAACACGGGCAUAUCUUUCACCAAAGUGGACGAGAGGGAAAAACAGGCAGCUCUGGAGGAAGAGCAGGCUCGCCUAAAAGCGCUAAAGGAGCAGCGUCUGAAAGAUCUCCAGAAGGGGCCUUCUUUCUCUGCCACCACGGCUGCCUCCCCUGUGUCAAUGGACGGUGGGACCAUCAACACAGCACCGGCCAUCGACCUCUUCUCCACGCCCAGCUUCGCAAACAGCACUUCCAGGGCGGCGAGCGACCUGCUGGACUUGCAGCCUGCGUUUCAGCAGCAGGCACUGCCCAUCUCCACUGGCCUGCCGACAGCCAACACAUGGGGAGACUCCUUCUGUGGGCCAGAAUCUUACCCUACCACCCCUCUCUUUCAAUCUGAGCCCCCUGCUGUAGCUGGUCUAUUUGGAGGGUUCUCAGCAUCUCCCACACUGCAGCCUCAGACUGCCAGAGGCCUUAAUGUCGACUUUGACUCUGUGUUUGGCAACAACGUGGACUCGGCUGGUGGCAUCCUCAAACCCACAGUGGCCUCCUUGCCCGGCCAGGGGCUAAUCCCCAGCGGGCAGCAGCCUGGGAAGCUGGUGUCCGACGACCUGGACUCGUCCUUGGCCAACCUUGUGGGCAAUUUGGGAAUUGGCAAUGGCGUGGCAAAAAAUGAUAUUCAUUGGAGUCAGCCUGGUGAGAAGAAGUUGACGGGUGGAAACAAUUGGCAACCAAAGACUGCUCCCUCUACCACAUGGAACCCUGCCACCAUGGCACCAUCUGUCAUGGCCUUCCCUGCAACGACGCCGACGGGAAUGAUGGCAUAUGGAAUGCCUCCCCAGAUGGGUUCCAUGGGCAUGAUGACCCAGCCCACUAUGAUGUACAGCCAACCAGUCAUGAGGCCGGCCAACCCCUUUGGCUCGGCCCCAGGAGCACAGCCCUCGGCAGCUUCUAGUCCUUCCAGUCAGAGUCCUCUCAGAGCACCAGGAAAGGACCCCUUUGCACAACUCUCUCUCAAGGAUUUCUUGUAGAACCUCUUUAGAUGCAGUUCAUGUAACCUAAAAAGGAGGCUUUUGCCCUCCGAAGACAAACCAUGAAGCAGCGAGACUAACUUUCAAGCAAAAUCCAGUUAGCUGUUAUACUCCUCGUCGAGAAUAUCAGCACAAAUAAGGACUCGAGGGGAAACCAUGUCCAAGAGGCGUCAAGUAUAGGACACGGAUCCCAUUUUGUAAUUUGUCUUCCGAGAAACAGUGUGCGCUGCCAUUCUAACCUCUCUACAGGGAUCACUCAUCCCAUUUGUCUUCUGUAAAAGAUACAAAUGGUUGUGGAAAGGGAGACAUUUUGACUUUGCUGUUAUGUAUGGAUAAUAGUGGUUUAUCACAGAAUUGCUUGAUCCGAUCAUCAAUCGUACAUUAUCUAAUUUAACCAUAACUGAUUAGUAAAGCUAACCUCUUAAUACCAUGAUUUUCAAAAAAAUUAUGUAUUACAUUUGCAGUAGACAUUCCUUGUGCAUUGUUUAUUUAUUUAUACCCACGGAGGAUAUGAAAUAGAAAAAAAUGAAUGACAUUGAACUCUUUGUGGGAGGUAUUCAGGUGUAUACAUGGGUAUGAUUUGAUUUGUAUAAUUGGAGUUUGAGUGUGAGUAAAAAAAAUUAAAAAUAAAAGUUAAUAUAAAGAUGGAAAAAUGUAACCGACUGAACCAGCAUAAUGUCAAGCACAGUUUUUAGUAGCUCAGUCACUACCCUGGGGUGAUAUUGGCAUAAAACAAGUGUAAUGAUUCAACUGUCAAUUCUGUGAGCUAGGGUCUUUUUUUUCUUAAGGGAACAUUUUCACUCACUUGCAAAGCACUACGUUUGAUUUGCUGGCAUUGCGUUGGGAACGAUCCACAUUUAUGCUUUACACUUGGCAUGUAAUUUAUUUUACAUGGAACAAUUCUAUGGCUGCCUUUCCAAAAUGAAUGUGCAGAGUGUCCUUCAUGCUCAGGCCAUCUUUACAUAGACCAGCAUUGGGGUUGGGGGAAAGGUGGUGGUCACAGGAGGCAGGGGAAAGAGCUGUGGUUGUCACUGGUCAGCUCUAAGUGUCGGAUCUGGGUUGAAAUACUAUUUGAACUCUUUUAAAUACUUUGUUUGCUCUAGCUUGUCUACAGUGCCAGAAGGGCUGGGUUAGCAGUUUUGGGACUAUUCUAUUGGUCUAUUAAGCCAUACAAGAUCAAUCAAGCACAGAUAAAGUAUGUUAAAUGAUUUAAUAUUUGAAUAAAUGUCGGGUAAGUGGGCAGUAGGGUCCAGUUGAGCAGGGGGGGAAAUGGAGCACUGUUGAUCGGUGCUUUGUGUAUAUAAAAUGGAUCAUUUCCAUCAUGGUGGUGGGUGGGAUAUGUGCAGGAUGGUCAGAACAUGAAGGUUAUUCUAUUCAUCAAAUUAGCAUUUUAACGGCAUUGUACCUGCAGAUUUAUAUUUUUGUUUAUAUUAAAUAUAUAAAUAAAUGUAUGCAGAAUUUGGUAGAUUUUUUUUUCUCAAUAAAGUGCAGCUUCCACAAAGUGUUUUGCAACUA
Molecule: messenger RNA, 3739 nt
Organism: Salvelinus namaycush (lake trout)
Lineage: Eukaryota; Metazoa; Chordata; Actinopteri; Salmoniformes; Salmonidae
Product: phosphatidylinositol-binding clathrin assembly protein-like
Exons: 22
Coding region: 287-2224 (645 amino acids)
Biological process (GO): synaptic vesicle budding from presynaptic endocytic zone membrane; clathrin-dependent endocytosis; clathrin coat assembly
Cellular component (GO): clathrin-coated pit; extrinsic component of presynaptic endocytic zone membrane; clathrin-coated vesicle
Molecular function (GO): SNARE binding; 1-phosphatidylinositol binding; clathrin heavy chain binding
Source: RefSeq, a predicted model, not a curated record